Molecule: messenger RNA, 2065 nt
Organism: Oncorhynchus tshawytscha (Chinook salmon)
Lineage: Eukaryota; Metazoa; Chordata; Actinopteri; Salmoniformes; Salmonidae
Exons: 13
Coding region: 102-1670 (522 amino acids)
Biological process (GO): protein ubiquitination
Molecular function (GO): ubiquitin-protein transferase activity
Source: RefSeq, a predicted model, not a curated record
UGUAUUUUAACAAAUGCCUCUCCUUGACAGAUAACCUUGGUGUUUACAUCUGUAAACAAAAAGGAUCUCCUCAGGAUAUCUACGUUUUUGAUUGUUUAGCUAUGAAAUUCAAAACGUUGAACGUGGACGAGUUGGCAAAUGUAAUGAGAGACAUCAGAAGUGACCUGACCUUCAUGACCACCAGGACUCCUAAAGAGGCCAUACUGGUGCUAGUGGAUUCAAGCUCCUCCAUGAAUGAGACAUGCUAUGAUUCCGAUGACAACAUGACACGGUUGGAUGCUGUUAAACAGCUCUUUGAUAACUUCGCAACUAGAAGCAUGGCGUACAAUUUUCAUCAUGUCAUUGGCUUGGUGAAGUUUGACUCAUCAGUUAAAACUCUCCACACAUUUACAGAGACUCUGGAGACCUUCAAGGAACACGUACACAGUCUGGAGGCCAAUGGAUGCACUGUGCUGUAUGAUGCCUUGAAACGUGGCAUGUCUCAACUGAAACAAGUUGGAGAGCAAUUUCCAGACUGCAGACUUCGCAUCAUAUGUCUCACAGAUGGGAAGGAUGAUGGAUCAAUGACCGAACCAGAUGCUGUCACAACCAAACUGAUGAGCCUGAACAUUGUUGUUGAUGCCAUCGUUGUUGGAAAGGUGGACAACAACGUGCUGCAUGGAAUCAGCAAUGCAACAGGAGGGUGUUGUUUCAAACCAGAGACGAGUAAAGCUGGUCUGAAGCUUUUUGAAAUGGAAACUGUUCUGUCUUUGGAGAUGAGGAAGCUGAAGAAGAAACUGGACCCAUCCUACAUUAGGAGCGAGAGCAUUCUAGUUGCUCUCUUCGCCAACCGGGGUUAUGACGAGAAGCCAGAGGUUGUUCUGCCAAGUGGACUAAACGAUAAAGUGACUGGGACAGAGAAUGCAUUAAAAAAGAAGAUCCAGGAAUCCAAGAGCGGACGCUUUUUGGAGAAGGACAAACGCCUUCUGGAAGAGCUGAAGAGCCUGCACUGUGACCCACACCCAUUCUGCACUGUUCUGCCUUCAGAGUCAGACUUUACGUUUUGGAAGAUUCUCAUGCAAGGCCCUCCUGAUACACCUUAUGAGGAUGGAGUCUUUGAGCUGUACUGUCAGUUUGGAGCUGACUACCCCGUCAAACCUCCACUUGUGCGCUUUGUCACACCUGUGUACCACUGCAACAUAAACAGUGUGGGUCGUAUCUGCCACAACAUAUUUGACCGCAGCUACAACGCUCACAUAACCAUGAGAGAGAUCUUGGAUGCUGUAUAUGGAGUGCUCAUCGUUCCUGAACCCCAAGAUCCACUGGACAGUAUUUUGGCAGAGGAAUACCUGACCAGCAGAAACAAGUAUGAAGAAGAGGCCAAGAAGAACACAGAGGAAGUUGCAGGCCAAUCAUUGGAUGACAUGGAGAAGGAAUUGUUGGGUGAAGAGUUGCCUGAGAAGUUCAUACCCUCACACUUGAUUUGUCCACUAACCAACAAGAUGUUUGUUGACCCAGUGAAGAACCAGGAGGGAACAGUGUACGAGCGAAAGGCCAUUGAGAAACAUCUGAAGAGGACAUGGCUUGGAACUGAUCCCAAGACAAACAAGUUACUGACAUUAACUGACCUCAAGCCAUACCAAGACAUGAGAAAAAUGGUGAGGGACUAUCGCAAACAGCAAAUUCAGUAGACCGAUGUUUAAAACACAAUGUGAUAGCCAAAAUGUAGCAUUCCUGCCUUGUAGCCUACACCUUUUGGUGAAACAUGAUGAUGAUGUUGGAACAAACAUUGAAGUAUGCUAACAAUUGUAUGUAACUGAUAUUUGUACUUUCUAGAGGGAAUAGGUCUUCAUUUUCUUAGGGUUUGUACUUGAUUAUAAACUGGGUGGAUCGGGCCUUGAAUGCUGAUUGGCUUACAGCCAUGGUAUAUCAGACCGUAUACCACGUGUAUGACAAAACAUUUAUUUUUACUGCUCUAAUUACGUUGGUUCCUAUUAAACUCUUGUCAAAAAACUGUUGAAUUUCUGCAUGUUAAAAUGGGUUUUGUAUAGUAAUUGUCUAUGUUAAAAUGGGUUUUGUAUAGUAA